This is a messenger RNA of Adineta ricciae, 525 nucleotides long. The record is from the annotation of a GenBank genome assembly. Lineage: Eukaryota; Metazoa; Rotifera; Eurotatoria; Adinetida; Adinetidae.
AUGUAUUCAACAACGGUUUUACUUCUCACUUUGGGCCUCUUCGCUACCAUGGCUGUAGCACGUCCAGGACGCCGACCAUCGUCAGGUGAUCAUAAUCAUCACCAUGAAGAUGCUGACAAUGAAAUGUCGGGGGAACAUGGUGCGCACAAAUGGUCAACUUUUCGUGUGCCAAGUAGUAUUCGUAUCCCACGUGUGUUUGCAGAAAAGUUAGGACGGCCAUGGGUAACGUUUACUUCGAAGAAAAUCUUCGAUGGUAAAUAUCUGCUGAUCAGUCCAGCUCUGAUGUUCAGACUGAAGAAUACUCAUAACGAAACCGAUCCUGACAGGUCUACUACUCCAUCAAGUUCAACAACGGAAGAGUCAAUAGUGGAUGAAACCACAACCUCAACCAUUGAUGAAGAGUCCAUGACAACGAAAACAGAAGAAUCGGGCGAAGAAGAAACAAUGACAGCACGUCCACGUUUUUUCAGAAAACGACUCUUUGAAGACGAAGAUGAGCAAUUACUUUUUCUCGAUAGUAAAUAA